This is a messenger RNA of Penicillium diatomitis, 1317 nucleotides long. RefSeq names its product Arabinose 5-phosphate isomerase KdsD. The transcript is spliced from 2 exons. The record is from RefSeq and is a predicted model, not a curated record. Bases 1 to 1317 code for a protein of 438 amino acids. Gene Ontology annotation, molecular function: carbohydrate derivative binding. Gene Ontology annotation, biological process: carbohydrate derivative metabolic process. Lineage: Eukaryota; Fungi; Ascomycota; Eurotiomycetes; Eurotiales; Aspergillaceae.
AUGGCGCUCAAGGCCGAGGCCACCUCCUCCAUCGGCACGGCCCUCCAUGUCAUGGCGACGGAGCGUGCCGCGCUGCAGCACCUGGAGACCCUCUAUCAAACCGAUGCGCGCGCCCAGCAGGAUCUGGCGCGCGCCGUGGAUCUGAUUGCGCAAACGAUACGCCAUGGUGGGAAGCUCGUGGUCUGCGGUGUGGGCAAGAGUGGCAAGAUUGCGCGCAAGAUCGAGGCCACGAUGAAUAGCUUGGGCAUUUACUGCACCUAUUUACAUCCCACGGAGGCAUUGCAUGGAGAUUUGGGCAUGAUUCGACCGAAUGACACUAUGCUCCUCAUCUCCUUCUCCGGACGCUCUCCGGAACUUCUCUGUCUUUUACCAUAUAUCCCCACCACAGUCCCCAUCAUCGCACUCUCCUCGCACACAAAUCCCGAUGCUUGUCCAUUGCUUUCCCUGCAUGGACCGCUCGGCACGGGCAUCUUGCUCUCCGCGCCGAUUCACGAACGAGAGGAGGUGUCCCUGGGUCUGAGCGCGCCCACAUCUUCGACGACCGUCGCUCUCUGUCUCGGAGACGCCUUGGCUAUUGCCAUUGGACGGAAAUUACACACCCAACCGGGACGUGGCCCGGCCGAAGUCUUCCGCGGUUAUCAUCCCGGCGGUGCCAUCGGCGCCGCUGCAGGCAUCACCGUCGGCACCGGCAGCGCGGCCACCACACCCGCCACACCCUCGACGGCUCCCUCGACCUCCAGCGGGGUGUCGAGCAGCUCUGCUUGUGACUCUCCUUCUUCUUCCAUCUCGAUGCCUUGGGAGGAGCUCUCCAACGGAUCGCCCAUUCCACCUCUCACAUUGCAAUCGCCUCCCGAGCGGACGCUACUCGCCCAGGAAUCCUACGUGCCGAUCGACCUGAUUCCCACCGCAUUGCCCCCAUACACCCAGUUGCACCCAUCGAAGAAACUUCGAAUCCUAGACCUCCUCCUCACAGCCAUCCAACAUCCAACGGCCAAAUCAUGGGUCUUUCUCUCCAAGGACGAAUUAAUCCCCCCCCGACGGAUCCGUGCGCUACUGUCCAAAACCCCCAAUGUCGAUCAGCAUGUCUCGGAUGUGGUGGUCACUGCAGACUCCAGUCCUCAAGGACAGCCCUUGGCGGUGCCGCGCGCGAAUUGGUUUGUGGUGGCCGAAUCCACCCCGCUGACUGAACUGCAACGUCUCGUCUCCACAUCCCGAAAUGGACCCGACCCCAUUGCGGUCAUCGCAGUGGUGAAAGAUCUCGCAUCUCCUACGAGCUACCUUGGUGUAAUGGAGGCUGAAGAUCUGUGGACUGGCUGA